Messenger RNA from Chanos chanos (milkfish), 2236 nucleotides. RefSeq names its product calcium release activated channel regulator 2B (gene cracr2b). The transcript has 10 exons. Gene Ontology annotation, cellular component: trans-Golgi network membrane. The record is from RefSeq and is a predicted model, not a curated record. Lineage: Eukaryota; Metazoa; Chordata; Actinopteri; Gonorynchiformes; Chanidae. The coding region runs from base 103 to 1383 and encodes 426 amino acids. Gene Ontology annotation, molecular function: calcium ion binding.
GACAGAAGUUGAGAGCUGGCUACCUAUGGAGAGCGCGAGCACCUGUCCGAAAGUGACAGCGGCUGUGACGCAGCGUGUGCAUUGCAAUUCCGAGGAGCAGUGAUGUCAGGCUGGCUGAGAGAUGCGGAGGUGCUGGAGGGGCAGGGCAGUGGGGAGACUACACCAUGCAGUCCCAGACUGAGCAGCCUCCUGCCUGGACGAGGUAGGGGGUCAGUCCCCUCUCCCAUCUCCAGAGAACCAGCAGAACCAGCAGCAGCAGCAGCAGCAGCCGUAGCCACAGCAGGGCCUGUUGGGCAGGACAGCAUGGACAAAGCCAAAGAAUUGUUUGAGCUGUGUGAUAAAGAAAAGAAAGGAUUUAUCACAAAGAGAGAUAUGCAGAGGUUACAGGGUGAGCUUCCCCUGUCUCCUGAGCAGCUGGAGUCGGUGUUUGAGAGUUUGGACAGAGACAGAAAUGGCUUUCUCACACCCUUGGAGUUUCACACCGGCCUCGGGGAGUUGGUAGGAGCUGAAGUGUGUAUGGAGAGCUCCUCUGUGGGUGAGGAGAAGGAGGAGAAGGAGAACCCGACAGAGGUCAGGUUCAGACAGAUGUUGGGGGAGCUCGGAGCGGAUAAACUCUUUAAAGAUCAGUGGGAGUUGUGUGCUCUGUGGUGUGAGUUACAGAGAGACAGACCAGAGUUGCUGGGUGUUCUGGAAGACGUCCUCUCCCAGGCCGUGAGUCAGUUGCAGGAUUCCCUGAAAGAGAGGGACAAUCUGGAGGAGACACUACGCAGGCGGGAAGAUGACCAUGACAGAGAGGUACGCUCCAUCUAUGAGGACAUGGAGGCUCAAAUGAGAGAGGAGAGAGAGAAACGCCUCGCUGAGGACAGCGUGAGGCAGGAUGAUAAAAGAGGGCAGCUGCUAGAGGAGCUGAGGAUGCGAGAGCAGGAACUGGAGUUCACACUGACCAAACAGAGAGAGUUGGAGAGCAGGAUUGAGUCUCUGAGCAGUGAGCAGGCAGAGACUCGAGUGCAGAAUCACAGGCUGCAGACUGUGAACAUGCAGUUGCAGGAGCAGCUGGAACAGAACAGAGAGGAGCUGCAGAGAGCCCAGAGUCAGCUCCAGCUCCUGCAGACACAGCUCAGCCAGCAACACCAGGGCAAAGAGAGGGACGUGCUGAAGGUCUCCAGGAACAUGCAGAAAGAGAAGGACAGUCUGAUGAGGCAGCUGGAUUUGCUUCGGGACAUGAAUAAGCGUUUGAGAGAUGAGAAGGAUGCCCAGCAGUCACAGAAGAUGGUUAGUUCCAGACACCCUCCCCACAUCCACCACCACCCUCACCACCCAAACCCCUCCCUACACUGUCCGUGCGGGCGCGGCUCCUCCAUCUGGCCACGCCCUUUUUACUAAACCCCGUCGCGGCAGUGGAUGCGCUUAAUCGGCCCUGGACUUGAGUAAUGCUCUAGCCUGAUCAAAUCUGACAAAGGCCCAGUUACAUCUCUCUCCCCGUGUCACGCAGCUAUGGUUUGGUCUCACAAUGUGAUGGGUUUUGCUCGUUCUCUCUCUCUCUCUCUCUCUCUCUCUCUCUUGCUAAGUUGAUUUUUGGGGGAGCUCUAAGGCCACAGCAGAACAACUAUAAAACGUUUAAGGGCAAAGGUUACAAUGUCCAGAAUUUGUACCAGUCAAUCACAGCACUUUACUGAAUGUUUUGGGGACAAAAAAAGACUUUUUUUUUUUUGAGAGACAAACAUUAGUGUUUUUAGGCUCAUUGAUGACAUCGACCAAUUGUGCAAUCAUUUAGUUGCCUAAUUUCACCCUUUGACAAAUGGCUUAGAAUAAUGAACAUCAAGACAAAGAACAAAGAUGAGAACUUAACAGACUAGAAAAUAAAUCUAUGCUUCCAGCAAUCAUCCAUAGGCCAUAAAAGAGCAUUUUACAAAGAGCCUCUUUAGCAAAGCUAGAACUGUGAAUUCGAGAACCAGUGUGGUUCUCACAUGAAGAAAAGGUCAUAUUAGCUUUCUAGAACAAUCUGUUGUAUUGUUGUAUUAGUAUUUUAAUAGUAAUUUCCCUCUCCAACAUUCUUUAUGUUCUUCUUGUUGGAUUUCAGUCUGUAAACUUUUUGUUUUAAAUCUCUGAGAGCCUCUCUCUUUCUCUCUGUCUCUCUCUCUGUCUGUCUUCUCCUCUCUCUCAGAGUACAUGUUACAUACUCUUACCUCAAUGUGACACCCACUCUAUUUCAGUCUAGUCACAAUGAAUCAGACAU